GCCAGGUUUGCUGCUGCUGCAGAAAUGGGGGAGUACGGAAUCGCGCCAGGCCAGCGCGUGGCCAUCAUCUGGGACAGCUCCACGCCAGUUGAAGCCCUGAAGGAUUUGGUGGAUAAAAUUCAGGCACUGGUGGGAGCCGAUAAUCGUGUCUCUGUGGAAAACGUUAACCAGCUGUCUCAGUCGGCUCACAGGCAGUCCAGUUUUGAUGUGAUCCUCUCUGGUGUGGUGCCAGGCAGCACAGCGCAGCACAGUGUGGAGGUGCUGGCAGAAAUAGCUCGGAUACUUAAGCCGGGGGGCCGUGUGCUCCUGAAAGAACCGGUGGUUACAGAAUCAGGAGACAACAGCAGAAUCAAGACAGCAGCCAAACUCCCCACAGCUCUGACUCUCUCUGGGCUGGUGGAAGUGAAGGAGCUGCAAAAGGAAGCAUUGACCCCGGAGGAGGCCCAGUCAGUCCGAGAGCAUUUGGGUUACCAAGGCAAUGACCUCCUCAUUGUUCAGAUAGAAGGCAGGAAGCCCGAUUUUGAAGUGGGAUCUUCCAGUCAGCUCAAACUUUCCUUUGCCAAGAAACCUGGUCCUUCAGGAAAACCCGCUGUGGACCCAGCCACUGCCAAGCUGUGGACACUCUCUGCCAAUGAUAUGGAUGACGAAGACAUGGAUCUUCUGGACUCUGAUGAGCUGUUGGAUUCGGAGGAUUUGAAAAAGCCAGAUCCGUCAUCCCUCAGAGCUCCAUCCUGCAAAGAAAUGGGGAAAAAGAAAGCCUGCAAGAACUGCACAUGUGGCCUGGCUGAAGAGCUGGAACAGGAGAAGAAGAGCUCACAGCCUAAAUCUGCCUGUGGAAAUUGCUACCUGGGGGAUGCAUUCCGCUGUGCCAGCUGCCCGUACCUGGGGAUGCCCGCCUUCAAGCCUGGGGACAAGAUUCUCCUGAAAGAGAACCAGCUGCAUGAUGCCUAACAAAGACAUCUCUGUGUGUCCUGUGAAGGACUCCUCUGCUUUUCCAUCAGUCUGAGGUUCUUCCUGCAGUCCUCCUCAUGCUCUCAAACU
Molecule: messenger RNA, 1041 nt
Organism: Leptosomus discolor (cuckoo roller)
Lineage: Eukaryota; Metazoa; Chordata; Aves; Leptosomiformes; Leptosomidae
Source: RefSeq, a predicted model, not a curated record